AUGAGCUGGGCUCUCUUAAAACCACCUGUCGUUAAUGAAUGUCCCGUUUGCAGAGGACAAAAUGGAAAGGCUGUUCAGUUUUUCUAUGGGGGAUACGCCUGCCUCGCGUGCGUAUCUUUCUUCCGUCGUCAUUAUAAUGUAGAUCCAAAGCCAUGCCUAACCGGAGGAAACUGUAACCCUGAAGGAAGAAAAUGUCCCUCUUGUCGACUCAAAAAUAUUCGAAGCGCAGGAAUGAUACAUACCCAGGAGAGACCGGCUCUUCCUUCGCCUCCUCCAACCCCUCCCGGAUUUAAUAUGGCCACAAUUAUCUCGGGUCUCAAGGCUCUGGACAUUUGUCGAGACACGCUUUUCCGAACCCGGGUCUCCAUGGAGAAUAUCAGUUUAGAUACGCUGAUCUCUAAACCUCUCCACAAGCAACAUUUGGUUCGAAGAACUCCAAAAAUGAAUCUGGACUUUUAUGAUUGGGCAACAAUGGAUCAGAUUUCAGCAAUCGAUUUAAUGAAGAAACUCGAGUUUGUUGGCCAGUUGAAUGCCCAAACAGAGAUCCCAUUUUUCAUCAAAAGAAACUACGUAAAGUUCAUUAUCCUCAUCAACGCUGUUAGAAAUCUGAAGAAUGCAGGAAACGUGGUGGAGUAUCCCGGCGGUGUUGAUGUCUUUCCCGAUGAGGUCAAAAAGUAUUAUCAGAACAAUCUGCAUCUUCUCGCCUCGGUUCGUUGUAAGCUUCUGGCUAGACUUCGUGAGCUGAAAAUCACUAACGAGGAGUUUCUGCUAUUGGGCGCUAUUGUGAUUUGUGAUCCUUCCAACCAAAAACUAAAGCCAGCCAGCCGUGACCUCAUCUCCCAAUAUCAAAAAAUGUUCAACAAUGCUCUCUUGCAAUAUUGCCUUCAUAACUAUUCAAAAAAUGGACCAACAAGAUUUACAGAAAUAUUGGGAAUCUUACAUCUCAUCAACUCCAGCUUCAUGGAAUUUGGAAAUAUCUGGCUACCGUAUCUAGCUCAUGAGCAGCCGAAUGUUAAGCAACUGUUCACCGAUUUUUCGUCUAUUGUUCAGUAUAACUGA
Messenger RNA from Caenorhabditis briggsae, 1059 nucleotides. Lineage: Eukaryota; Metazoa; Nematoda; Chromadorea; Rhabditida; Rhabditidae. The coding region runs from base 1 to 1059 and encodes 352 amino acids. The transcript is spliced from 4 exons. Gene Ontology annotation, molecular function: zinc ion binding; sequence-specific DNA binding; DNA-binding transcription factor activity. Gene Ontology annotation, biological process: regulation of DNA-templated transcription. The record is from RefSeq and is a predicted model, not a curated record.